This is a messenger RNA of Sesamum indicum (sesame), 2238 nucleotides long. RefSeq names its product Rad21/Rec8-like family protein (gene SYN1). Gene Ontology annotation, molecular function: chromatin binding; protein binding. Gene Ontology annotation, cellular component: cohesin complex. Gene Ontology annotation, biological process: meiotic sister chromatid cohesion, centromeric. Lineage: Eukaryota; Viridiplantae; Streptophyta; Magnoliopsida; Lamiales; Pedaliaceae. The record is from RefSeq and is a predicted model, not a curated record.
CAUAACCUAUUUAUACAUACGGCGACUUGCUUCUCUCUCUCUUUCUACAUUCACACAAGUUUGUAGUUGCGUUUCGCUCGGGGUCUCCGAUUUCAUCGGCAAUCGGAUCAAAAUGUUUUACUCUCACCAGCUACUAGCUCGCAAAGCUCCGCUGGGACAGAUAUGGAUGGCCGCGACGAUGCAUGCAAAGAUACACCGAAGAAAGCUUGACAAGCUCAACAUUAUCAAAAUCUGUGAACAGAUUUUAAAUCCUUCAGUUCCUAUGGCUCUCAGACUGUCGGGAAUUCUCAUGGGUGGAGUUGUAAUUGUUUAUGAAAGAAAAGUAAAACUCCUCUAUGAUGAUGUCACCCGACUGUUGGUGGAAAUAAAUGAAGCUUGGAAGGUUAAAAGUGCUCCGUCGGAUUUAACCAGACUUCCGAAGGGCAAAUCUCAAGCCAAAUAUGAAGCUAUUACAUUGCCACCAAAUCAUGACGAAGACCUCGGUGAGAUUGAGCAACCACUUCCAUAUUCAGAUGCAACCACCAUUAUGGAUUUUCAGCAUACUUCGUAUAUUUCCAUGAGACUGGACAACGUGGAUGACCCUUAUUUAGAUUCAAAUCUGCAGGGUGAUCUAAACCAGGAUCACCAUCAAGCUGAUGCUGCUAAUAUUACGUUAUUUGAUAAUUAUGAUUCAUAUCAGGCUAAUACCACUACAUUCAAUUGCUUUGAAAGGUUUGAUAUUGAAGGAGAUAAUGAGACCCAACUGAAUUUCACUCCACCUGAAAACACUGAGUUCCCAAGUAGUCUCAUACCAUCACCACCUCGUCAAGAGGAACUCCAUAAAUCUGAUGGAAUCCAGGAACAACAACCUGAGGAACAAGACAAGCCGCAUUCCAAAGAAAGCAAGGGAGCAAAUCAGCGGGAUCACAUGAGGCCAAGGCCCUCUCGGAGGAGGGCCAGAAGACCUGCAGCUCUUGCAAUGGACUUUGACCAAAACAUCAUCCCUGGUCCAAUAUAUCAAUCUUGGCUUCAGAAUUCCUCUGAUAUUGUCUCAAGAAGAGGAAGGAAACAAAAGCUUCCCACAGAUGCCUUGUCUACAAUGAAGAUAGCCACUCUCAUGGGCCUGCCUUCUGUUGUACUGGUGGAGAAGUUAGUUACGAGUGGAAAUAGACAAGUUCAUUAUCCGGCAGCCCUUCUGGAAAUGUGGAUGAGAAGUACCCAACCUCCACAUGAUUCACCUUCUGGUCGAAGCUCUCAUCUUCAGCCACCAGAACCAUCAUCAUCAUCUCCACCAGAAAGAAUGCAUUUUAUGGAACCAAUGGGAGAUCCUUUUGAAGAUUUUCACAGCAGAAUUGGAUCCCAAUCAAUGGGAAUUUCCAUUGAGAAGCAACGAGCAAAUGCCCAUGACACUGAGAUGCCACCAGAGAUAUUAAUGGAGGAGUUCAGGAACAACCUUAAAAACAAUGGAUUGGGAGAAAAAGAGGCUAAUGGAAUGAGUGCAUCUAAGGCCAAUCUGAUGGCUACCCCCGGAAAUUCUGGUGACGAGAUAAGGUCAAUUCCCAGCUCAGGGUCAGGGCAUGGUUUCUUCUCACACAAUUCGGACAUCAAUUCAGGACGGUCCAGCAAGAAAAGACCCCUGUCCGCUUCCAGGAACAGUGGAAAUGGCCUUGACCCUGUGGCGGAGGAGCCCUCGUGGCAGCAUUCUGAUCCAAACUUUAAGUUAGCUAGGCUAUCUGAAAAUGGUUUAUCACCAGAUAAUGAUCUUCUGGUAGAAACUGGACCAACCCAAACACAAAAGCAUCCGGUUGUUAAUCAGCCACUUGACCAGAUAACUGAUUCCAUCAGAAUGCACUUGAAGACUCACUUUGACACACCGGAAUCCGCCAACGCAGAAUCCCUAAAGCAGUUAGCUUUUGGGAUGAACAAAAAACGAGCAGCAUGUCUUUUCUAUCAGACUUGUGUUCUUGCUACACGGGACUACAUUAGGGUCGAACAAAAGGUACCAUAUGGAGACAUACUAAUCUCCAGAGGUGCAAAGAUGUAAAAUGAACUAGGAGGAAUUUGACGCAGAUACUUUCUAGCUGUAACAAGUAAGGUGUUUAAUAUAUAUCACUAGCUUUAAGCAUAGCCGUCUUCCUUAUACUGAUCAUCCUGUUUCACAGUCCAUUAUAUGUUAAUGUUCUCUGAUCAAAUUGUCAUUGUUGGAAAAACACUUGAUGCUGCUGGAGAUGGAUGUUCAUAAUUGAACAAAAAAAUAUU